This is a messenger RNA of Myripristis murdjan (pinecone soldierfish), 1713 nucleotides long. Its product is annotated as zona pellucida sperm-binding protein 4-like. The transcript has 10 exons. NCBI's taxonomy places the organism in Eukaryota, Metazoa, Chordata, Actinopteri, Holocentriformes, Holocentridae. Gene Ontology annotation, cellular component: egg coat. Bases 14 to 1369 code for a protein of 451 amino acids. Gene Ontology annotation, biological process: binding of sperm to zona pellucida; prevention of polyspermy. The record is from RefSeq and is a predicted model, not a curated record. Gene Ontology annotation, molecular function: structural constituent of egg coat; acrosin binding.
UCAGGAACCAAAGAUGAAGACUCCCACUGCACACUUCUUUAUGGUGACAUUCAUUUUAUUAUCAAUGCUCUUUUUGAAAUAUGAUGCAAGUGCUCCUCCAGCUCAGGAGGAUAUUAAUCACACUGCAGUGAUCUGUCAUGAAGGGUUCAUGUCACUUUACAUGUCAAGGAUGCAAUUUGCUGAUCUUCCUUUCUCUGUGUAUGUUCAAGAUGAACAAGGCAGAUACCACCAAGCCGUGGCCAUUGCACAACAGUGCCAUUACUUUGUUGAGGAAACUGAGACCUUUGUCAUCUUAACAGUUGCUUUUCACAGCUGCUUUGUGAGAAGACAAAGAUAUAUCACAAGUCUGAUCACUGUCAUCAUGGCAAUUGCAGACAAAGGCAGAGUUGAGAUUGUCCAGCUGGUACCUCUCAUAUGCAGAAGGGAAAUUAAAGAGGUAAUAAAGAAUGAUAAUCCACCAGCAUCGAGGCAAUUUCCCUGCAGCAAGCAUGGAUUCAACAUUAUCAUCUCCCAGAAUGCCACAGUCCCACCUCUGAACAUGGACACCGUGCGAAUCCCAUCCGGCCAGAGCCAGAACUGUAAACCAAACAUGAAUUCAACUGAGAUGGUCACUUUCAGCUUUCCAUUUACUGACUGCGGCGCACAGUUUGUGAUAGCAGAUGGCAUUAUUACUUAUUCGGUCACCGUUGAGGCAAAACAACUAUUCCAAAAAGGCUUUAUAGUUCGAGACGCUCCUUUUCAACUUAUGGUGUUUUGUAGCUUUGUGCUGGGCAGAAUAUCACAACUGGUCGUGAAGACUGAGGAAGUGCAUUUGGUGCAUUCAUCAGCACUGGAGAGUGAGGGCGUACUGAGGGCUGAAAUGAGGUUUGCCAAAGAUUCCUCUUACCGGUCCUUCUUCUCCUCCCGUGAGCCUCCAGUGGUCACUGAGCUGGGCCAGCCCGUGUAUGUGGAGGUGUUUGUCCUCAAACUUCAGAACAAGGGCCUGGAGCUGCUGCUGAGGGACUGCUGGGCCACACCAUCCAAAGAUCCUCAUGAUGCCCAAAGAUGGACCCUGCUCCUGAAAGGGUGUCCUUUCAGUGGUGACAGCCAGAGGGCAGUUUUAUCACCAGUCAUCUCCAGCAAGGAGCUGACGUAUCCCUCGCUUCACAAGCGGUUUGUCUUCAAGCUCUUCUCAUUUGUGAAGCCUCCUGCGUUUCAAAGCCUGGUGUACUUCCACUGUGAUGUAGAGAUCUGUAAGGCACCAGACUGCUUACAAUCCUGUCACAGCAGAAGGAGGAGAUUGGACGGAAUUGGACCAUUGCCAAGGCAGAGGAAUAUUCCCAGUGUGGUCUCUGGUGGACCCAUCAUUCAUCUGGUGCAGCCUAAAUAACAAGGAAACCCAUGCAUAUUUUCCUAUCUGGCAGAUCCAACAUAAGAAAUAGUUGAGCAAAGAACUGUCAUUGUCUUUGGAAUGGAAAACAGGUUUUAAACAAUAACACCUGAAUCUCGUUUUCAUUAAGAUAACUUUGCUUCUGUUGCAGAGGCUCAAUAAUCACAGGCUGGCUUCUCUAAAUAAUAAUCGCGAAGUGGGCAUUGGUUAGAAUGCACGUGGUUCCCCCAAGACUAAAUAUAAAUGAAACUUCAAGAAGCCUGUUAUUCCUUUUACUGCACUUUAUUGCAGCUCAGUCAACAUACAUUGUGUGUUUUAUGUGUGGUUCUGAAAAUAAACAAUAC